Thelazia callipaeda (thelaziosis nematode) is the source of this 5685-nucleotide messenger RNA. The record is from the annotation of a GenBank genome assembly. NCBI's taxonomy places the organism in Eukaryota, Metazoa, Nematoda, Chromadorea, Rhabditida, Thelaziidae.
AUGGAAAUGUUGCAUUAUUUUUAUGUCUUGAUUUUUUUUCGCUUUUUUUUAAUCCGAAAUAUUUCAGUGCUGGCCAGUAUGAUGGCGUCCUCAGCGGAGGAGGACGACCAUCAUGCGGAUGACACACACAAAUCUGAUUUGUGGCAACAAACGCUUCAAGCAGCAGUUGCGGCAACUUCGCAGUCCGAAGCUGCGAAAAAACGACAACAGCAGCGUAAACCAAUGCGACAAACUAAUGUCGUUGAGAGAAGUGAACGUUCACUGUUGUGUCUCACUCUCUCCAAUCCUCUCAGGAAGGCUUGCAUAACAGUUGUUGAGUGGAGGCCUUUUGAGUGGCUAAUUCUGCUAAUGAUAUGUGCAAAUUGUAUUGCAUUAGCUGUUUACCAACCUUAUCCUGCUCAAGAUUCUGAUACUAAAAAUACUAUCUUGGAGCAAAUAGAGUAUCUGUUCAUAAUUGUAUUCACAAUAGAAUGCAUAUUAAAAGUUAUUGCAUUAGGAUUUUUAUUUCAUCCUGGCGCAUACCUCAGGAAUGCAUGGAAUAUUCUUGAUUUCAUCAUUGUUGUCAUCGGAUUAGUGAGUACGGCGUUGUCCAGGAUGAAUAUUCAGGGUUUUGAUGUUAAGGCUCUUAGGGCAUUUCGAGUCCUUCGUCCUUUACGUCUUGUUUCUGGAGUGCCUAGUUUACAAGUUGUGUUAAACGCAAUUCUUCGUGCUAUGAUUCCACUGCUUCAUAUCGCGUUGUUGGUAAUGUUUGUUAUAAUUAUCUACGCAAUAAUUGGUCUUGAGCUAUUCUGUGGCAAACUUCAUUCAACUUGCUUAGACCCUGCAACAGGACAAUUAGCACAGCAUACCCCUUCCACGUGUGGUUUCGCAUCCUCCGCUUUUCACUGCCAGCCAAAUGGUUAUUAUGAAGGAGUGAAUUGGAUCUGUACAUCAAAUACUUCAUGGCAAGGUCCCAAUAAUGGGAUAACAAAUUUUGAUAACUUUGGUCUCGCCAUGUUAACUGUCUUUCAAUGCGUCUCACUCGAAGGUUGGACAGAUGUAAUGUACUGGGUCAAUGAUGCAGUUGGACGGGAAUGGCCAUGGAUAUAUUUUGUAACCUUAGUUAUUUUGGGAUCAUUUUUUGUCUUGAACUUGGUCCUUGGUGUACUUUCUGGAGAAUUUUCUAAAGAAAGAGAAAAAGCUAGAGCUCGUGGUCUUUUCCAAAAAUUUCGAGAAAAACAGCAGCUUGAGGAAGAUUUGAAAGGUUAUUUGGACUGGAUUAAUCAAGCAGAAGAUAUCGAGCCUGUGAAUGAUGAUGAGCAAGAAGAUGAACAGCAGUUUAACGGGGAAGAGCUUGAUGAGGAAGUUGAUGAAAAAACGGAUGAUUCAAGACCUUCGUGGUGGAAGAAAAAACUUCGAAGAAUGCAAAAGCUUAAUCGUCGAUGUCGACGUGGUUGUCGAAGGUUAGUGAAAUCUCAAACAUUUUAUUGGCUUGUAAUUAUUCUCGUUUUACUCAAUACACUUGUGCUAACUACGGAACAUUACAAGCAAGAACCAUGGCUAGAUCAUUUUCAGACAGUUGCAAAUUUGUUUUUCGUUAUUCUGUUCUCGAUGGAAAUGAUCUUGAAAAUGUAUUCACUUGGUCUGACUACUUAUACCACAUCACAAUUCAACAGAUUUGAUUGCUUUGUUGUCAUAAGUUCUAUCAUCGAAUUUGUUCUUGUUCAUUUUGAUUUGAUGAAACCACUCGGUGUUUCUGUGCUGCGAUCAGCUCGACUUCUUAGAAUAUUUAAAGUUACGAAAUAUUGGACCUCUUUACGCAACCUUGUUUCAUCUCUGCUCAAUUCUCUUCGCUCCAUUAUGUCACUUCUGCUACUUCUAUUUCUGUUUAUUGUUAUUUUCGCUCUACUUGGAAUGCAGGUUUUCGGAGGCAAAUUCAAUUUCAAUCCAAUGAAUCCUAAGCCCCGAGCAAACUUUGACACUUUCAACCAAGCGCUAUUAACAGUGUUUCAGAUUUUAACUGGUGAAGACUGGAAUACAGUAAUGUAUAACGGUAUUGCAUCAUUUGGUGGAGUCGGCUCGUGGGGUGUACUCGUCUCUAUUUAUUAUAUUGUUUUAUUUAUUUGUGGUAAUUAUAUACUGCUCAAUGUUUUCCUUGCCAUUGCUGUUGAUAACUUAGCUGAUGCUGACAGUUUAACGAAUGCAGAAAAAGAGGAAGAACAAGCAGAAGUUGAAGAAGAAGUGGCAGAAGAGGACUACGAAGACGAAAAAUAUGAUGAAAAUGGUAAUGAAGAAGGAAGAGAUAAUAGCAGAAUAGUUAUGGAAGAAGACGAGGAAUGUGGAGAGAUUAUUACUGCACGACCACGUCGAAUGUCAGAAUUGAUUACUGCCAAACAACAGAAACCAAUUCCAAAGGCUUCAUCAUUAUUCAUUCUUUCUCACACAAAUCCUUUCCGGGUAUUUUGUAAUAAAAUUGUUAAUCACUCCUACUUCACAAAUAGUGUACUAAUAUGUAUUCUCGUGUCUAGUGCAAUGCUUGCGGCAGAAGAUCCUUUAGAAGCGCAAUCACCUCGGAAUACAAUUUUGAACUAUUUCGAUUACUUUUUCACUACUGUGUUCACCGUUGAAAUAACGCUGAAGGUGGUUGUUUAUGGACUGAUAUUUCACAAAGGUUCAUUUUGUCGUAAUGCAUUCAAUUUAUUGGAUAUCCUUGUUGUCGCCGUAUCUCUUGUGUCUUUCGUCCUCAAAUCCGAUGCUAUUUCUGUAGUUAAAAUUCUUCGAGUUCUUCGAGUGCUAAGGCCGUUGAGAGCAAUUAAUCGGGCCAAAGGUCUAAAGCAUGUUGUACAAUGUGUUAUUGUUGCGGUAAAAACAAUUGGUAACAUUAUGUUGGUUACAUUUAUGUUGCAAUUCAUGUUUGCUAUUAUUGGUGUACAGCUCUUUAAAGGUACAUUUUUCCGUUGUACCGAUGAAUCGAAGAUGACUGAGUACGAGUGCAGAGGUGAAUUUUUGGCAUAUGAAGAUGGUGAUCCACUAAAACCACAUCGAAUGAAACGUGAAUGGAUUAAGAAUGAUUUUAAUUUUGAUAAUGUCGGUGAUGCUAUGAUUUCCUUAUUUGUGGUUUCUACCUUUGAAGGUUGGCCUGAUUUGUUAUAUGUCGCCAUAAACUCUAACGAAGAAGACCAUGGCCCUGUAUAUAAUGCUCGUCAAGCAGUUGCUAUAUUCUUUAUUACAUUUAUUGUUGUUAUUGCAUUUUUCAUGAUGAAUAUUUUCGUUGGUUUCGUUAUUGUUACUUUCCAAAAUGAAGGUGAAAGAGAAUAUGAAAAUUGUGAACUGGAUAAAAAUCAACGCAAAUGCAUAGAAUUUGCAUUGAAAGCAAAACCACAUCGACGAUAUAUACCUCGCAAUCGCUUUCAGUAUCGUGUUUGGUGGUUCGUAACGUCACAGUUUUUUGAAUACAUCAUAUUCAUUAUUAUUUUGCUAAAUACCACAACUUUGGCGAUGAAACACUAUCCUCCAGAUCCUGGCAUGGACAAUGUACUAGAUGUGCUCAAUCUCAUUUUCACUGGAGUUUUUGCUCUUGAAGCAUUUUUUAUUUUCAGGUGGAACGCUUUCGAUUUUGUUAUCGUAUUAGGCUCUUUCAUUGAUAUUAUUUAUGGGAAGCUUUCACCGGGCUCAAAUAUUAUAAGCAUUAAUUUUUUUCGCCUUUUUCGUGUUAUGAGAUUGGUGAAGUUGCUAAGCAGAGGAGAAGGAAUUCGCACCUUGCUAUGGACUUUUAUGAAAAGUUUUCAGGCCCUACCAUAUGUUGCCCUAUUAAUUGUUUUAUUAUUUUUUAUCUAUGCUGUUAUUGGGAUGCAGGUAUUUGGAAAAGUAGCUUUAAACGAUGAAACUCAUAUUCAUCGUAACAACAAUUUUCACACUUUUCCAGCUGCUGUGCUCGUCCUUUUUCGAUCUGCAACUGGUGAAGCUUGGCAAGAAAUUAUGCUUUCUUGUUCGGAUAGAGAUGAGGUUAAAUGUGAUCCAGCCAGUGAUGAUUACAAGCAAAAUCCAGAUGCGAAAUGUGGAGUCGAUUUUGCUUAUCCAUAUUUCAUCUCAUUCUUUAUGCUUUGUUCUUUUUUGGUCAUUAAUUUGUUUGUGGCGGUUAUCAUGGACAAUUUUGACUACUUGACUCGAGAUUGGAGUAUUCUUGGUCCGCAUCAUCUUGAGGAAUUUGUGCGCUUGUGGUCAGAAUAUGAUCCUGAUGCCAAAGGGCGUAUAAAACAUUUAGAUGUUGUGACAUUACUGCGCAAAAUUUCUCCUCCAUUAGGCUUUGGCAAGUUAUGUCCACAUCGGCUGGCUUGCAAGCGCUUGGUUUCGAUGAAUAUGCCUCUGAAUUCGGAUGGUACAGUUUGUUUUAAUGCAACACUGUUUGCAUUGGUACGAACAAACUUGAAAAUUUACACAGAAGGUAACAUUGAUGAAGUUAAUGAACAGUUGCGGUCAGCUAUUCGUCGAAUUUGGAAGCGUACACCACAAAAAAUGCUUGAUGAAGUGGUUCCUCCUGCAGGAAGAGAUGAUGAUGUUACGGUUGGAAAAUUUUAUGCAACAUUUUUAAUUCAGGAUUAUUUCCGAAGAUUCAAAAAAAGAAAAGAACUGGAAUCGAAAGGAAUCGUUCCACAGCAAACUUCGCAGGCUAUGGCUUUACAAGCAGGACUAAGAACGUUACACGAAAUUGGACCAGAACUUAAACGAGCUAUUUCUGGCAAUCUUGAAACCGAUUUUGCCUUAGAUAUUGAGGAACCGCAACAUAGACGUCCACAUUCACUUUUCAAUAACAUUAUUUCUGCUCUUGGCGGUUCUACUCGAGCCAAUCAAAUAUAUCGUGAAGAUCGAGCAUCUCGAUUGUUGCCAAUGAUUGGUAAUCAUCAGCAAAUAUCACCAACACAUUCAUUGCAUGGUAACGAUGUGAUGUCACUCACAGCUCACAGCGGUAUAUCAGCCAACUGUUCCUUCACAAUCUCGCCAUCCGCACGCUCCAAUGGUGGUGUAUUACAGCGACGGUUGCCCAAACUACCUCCAUUAAAUACUUCUUUCGGUGGAAAGUUAUUAGGAAACGAUUCUCUACAAAUGACACGGCUUCCUAUUAAUACCCAACAUCUCUACUUAUCAGCAAACAGAAACAUGCCAGUGGAAACGGAAGAAUGGUAUGAGAGAAGAGAUCCGAGCAGACUUCGGAAUGACGAGACAUGGAUGAGAGACGCCAUAUCUGAAAAAGGUUUAAAGAAAUCUUUCUCACUGGCCAGAAAUCAAGCAAUGGUUAUCGCUGGUUUGCCACCCGAUAUAAGUGAAGCUUUUGAAGGCACUUACAGACCAGCUCCGGAUGGAAAAUCAGUACGAUUACCAUUUUCAACUAGGACGGCGUUGAGGGCAGCAGAUGGUAACGGAGAAAGUUUGACAGAACGACUUGUUGGGGAAGCUCUUGCCCUUGGUAGGUAUAUGGAUGAACGUGUUGUUGAAGCAGCUCGACGUGAAAUUGCUGAAGCAUAUUCACUAGAAGAAUCUGAGCUUGAAAGUGCUGCAGCAACUUUAGCAGAUGCACGUUACAUGGAGCAUUUGGGUAUGGAACGCUCUGAAGUACGAGAUUUUAAUAGAUAUUCGGCACGGGCACUUUUGCGACCCGCACCAUCACAGGAAGCUCCUGAUGACGAUCUCCUCGUUACAACUUUAUAG